UGCUCUGGACAGCCUUACAAUGAAAAAAGUGAUAUGUGGGCGCUGGGCUGCAUUCUUUAUGAAAUGACAUGCUUGCAAAAAGCAUUUGAAGGGGAAAAUCUUCCUGCACUCGUGAAUAAAAUUAUGACGUGCCAAUACGCUCCUGUACGAGGUCCAUAUACAACAGAAGUCAAAGUUCUGAUUCGGGAAUUACUUCAGCUUGACCCAGCAGCUCGACCAUGUGCCGCGGACGCUCUUCGUGUAAUGCUUCGGCCGCAGAUUAGGGCACCUAGCAUAAGCUCACAACUUGUACGUCGCGCAACAAGAUCCACUUUGUACAAAUUAGAUCCGAGCUCGAUUAUACUUCGACCUGUAGAGGAUCUUCCAAAGAAGAUUGUUAUAAAGAAGAUUGCCGUGAGCUGCACACAUACCAUGAUGCUGAGCUUUGACAAUGAGGUAUUCGCAUGGGGUUGGAAUAAUUAUGGCCAGUUGGGUUUAGGUGAUACUGCUGAAAGGUAA
Strongylus vulgaris is the source of this 498-nucleotide messenger RNA. NCBI's taxonomy places the organism in Eukaryota, Metazoa, Nematoda, Chromadorea, Rhabditida, Strongylidae. The record is from the annotation of a GenBank genome assembly.